Messenger RNA from Phalaenopsis equestris, 5886 nucleotides. RefSeq lists its product as uncharacterized. Bases 119 to 5605 code for a protein of 1828 amino acids. The record is from RefSeq and is a predicted model, not a curated record. The transcript has 3 exons. Lineage: Eukaryota; Viridiplantae; Streptophyta; Magnoliopsida; Asparagales; Orchidaceae.
ACGGUGCACUUAUUCCAUGGAUAAUCGCAGAGCAAUAAAUCCAGGAGGAAGAACACAAGUGGCGGGAUUCAGCUCUUUUGCAUCGGAUCUCUAAGCAAAAGCUCACAGAACAGAAGAUAUGGAGGUGAAGGUGAAAGAAGUUGUAGUAUAUGUCAGAAAAUAUCUCUUGUUUUCCCUCAAAUCUGCUUACAAAUUUACUUACAGACAUCCAUUUGUUGCAAGCUUUUCCUUUUCCUUGUUCCUCCUGUACAGUUGUUAUCCUUCUCUAUUUGCUUUCCUUGUUUCUUUCUUUCCUGUUCUUUUUUGCACUGCGCUCCUCCUCGGAAUUCUCCUAAGUUAUGGUGAACCAAAUCUACCUGAGAUAGAAGAAGAUGACAAUAUCAAUAUGAAUAUUUCCUCCCUGAAAGUACAAAACUCUUCUGAUGACUUCUUUGCCAAGAAAGAUGAGAGCUUUACAUUAGGGGACUUUGUUGAUAAUAGAGUUGGAACUGAGGAAAGGAUUUCCAAAGAUUCAGCUCAUUAUGUUGACGAAGAAAGAGGAAUUGAUUUCUUGGCCUCGGUCGAGGAACAGAAUAAAAUUAUGGAGAAUUUGGAAUUUUUUAUGAAAGAGCAAUCGAAAUCUAACCGGAGAACAAGUGAAGUUGCUGAUAGUGUUUGUGAAGGAGUUGAAGGUCUUAUGGUGAAGAUCAAAAGGCCUCCAUUGGAUGACUGGCUUGAUUCUUCUCUAGGCUCGCCUUGGCAACCUAUUACUAUACGUGAUGCUAGCUCAGACUCUGAAUCUGAUCAGGCAGAGAGUUCAUCUCCUGAUGCUUCAAUGACUGACAUCCUUCCAAUGCUUGAUGAGCUUUCCCCACUUUUAGAUUCAGAAACUCUUCAUAAUGAUCCAAAAUGUGCAGAUAAUUCUGAUUCGGAGCUCUCCCUGCAUCAAGAAUCCGAUGAUGAAAGUGUGGAGAAGGAAGAUGAAUGCAAAUCUGAAGGCAAGGAUGAAGGCAACACGGUUGUUACAUGGACUGCAGAUGACCAGAAAAAUGUUAUGGAUCUCGGUUCUUCUGAUUUGGAAAGGAAUCGAAGAUUGGAGAGUUUGAUUGCAAGGAGAAGAGCAAGGAAGAAUCAAAUUAUAAUAUAUGAGAAGGAUUUGAUUGACUUGCCCGGUAAUGAAACUAAAAUGGAUGGAUUAUCCCUCUUCCAUCGUCAGAUUCCUCCUAUUUUUGCUCCAAGGGGAAAUCCUUUUGAUCUUCUCCACGACUUGGAUGAAUCUGAAGUAAUGCCACCUAUUCCUGGUUCAGCUCCUUCGGUUCUGCUGCGCCGGCAAAAUCCUUUUGAUUUUCCAUGUGGCAGUGAAGAUAUUAAUAAUGGCCUUGCAGGUGAGACUUCGUGCCAACCGGAGUUUGAAUUGCCUUCCCAAAAGGGUUACCUUUUUAGAAGACAUGAGAGCUUUGUUUCUCGUUCAGUAUUUCCUCCUAGUAAUCUUAUACAUGAGAAGUUUGGUUCUUCUAGAUUGAAUCCCUAUGUUGCUGCAGAGAAGAUGGAUUCAGAAGGUAACGACCAUAUUGAUUUCCAUAAUCAGCAAAGUGAAGAAACUGACACAAAGUCAAGUUUUGUUGAUGCUUCAGACACGGUUUCUUCAGCAGUUGAUGGGGAAGAUCGGAAGGUUCCUACUGAACAAGAAACCCUGCUUCCACCUCAUCAUAGUAACCCUACUGUACAAUAUAGCCGGUUCUGUGGUGAUGAUUUAGUUGACUCUCAAUCUGAGUUGGGUGGCGAUGGUCAUUCUGUUGAUCCAAAUGCUUCUGCAGGUAUUGAUGUUUCAGAUAUUGUUAAAAAAACCACUGAAGAAAUACAAUUUGUCCAGAAUCAUGAAGUAGUUGAUGAGAAGCAUGAUGAUUUGAACUUAUUUUCUUCAUUAGAAAGUACUGAGAAGAGACUUGUUGAAGUAGUAGAAACUCAGGAGCAGAUUAACAGUGUUUCAAAGGGAUCCAUUGAGUUCUUGCAAUCUUCUGAUUUUUCUUCCAGUCACCUAAUUUGUGAAACUGUGGGAGUUGAUAAUAAUCAAGCUUCUGUACCCAUCUAUGAUUCUAGUCCCUCAGGAAGCGGAAAUUUUCUUGCCAGCAUUUCUGUGUCAGAUGAAAUACUGGUUUCUACAGGUGGAGGAAAUCUUCAUUCUGUUUCUACGGUGGAGUCCCUUGUGCAAGAAGAUGCUGCAAAUGCAUUUGAAGAAAGCAUGGCUUUUGAAGUGAUUGAAUCCAUGGUCUUUGAAGGAAGUGCAAAACAAAACUCAACAUCUAACAAUGGAGAAACUGUGGAAUUUUCCACAUAUAUGAAUCUUUUGGAUGAAAAUAUAUCUGUAUCAAAGGAAAUUGAUGAAGAUUUUGCCGAUCAAGCUGCAUUGUUAAGGAGAGUUCCUUUCUCUAGUCCAUCUUCAGUGGAUGCUGCUAAUGAGCCCAGACUUGCAUUUUUUGGUUGUUCUCCUCCAAUAGAAGGAGAGGAGAAGCUUCAAUCAAUGGAUUUUGAUAAGAAAACUUCUUUUGGAACUCACCUUGAGGAAUUCCGGGUAAAUAAUUCAGAAUUAGAGCCCAUUCUUGAGGAGAAUUCAGAAGAUUUCAAAUUUGAAGAAGAGCGUAUGAGCUUGUUUCAGACCAAUACAACAUUGGCUUGUAGUGGAUUGCAGAAACCUGAUAGAUCUGAUGUUGAUCUAUCAAAUGUUGGCCAAGAAGUUGUCUCUUUGCAUUAUCAAUCGAAAGAAGCAGCUCAAGCUGAAGGCAAUGAAGGUAAACCUUCCAAGAAUCCCAGUCAUGUUUCAGCUGAUGAUGAUCUGUUCACUGGAUUGGUCAUGGGGGAAUGUGUUGACAGCAUGGAUUUCUCAAAUCAAUUUAAGAUGAAAUCUGAGGCCGAUUGUACAUAUAAUGAUGAUAAUAGUGAUUCCCAAGACAUCAUUAUGAGUGAAUUACGGAUCAAUCAGAAUGCCACCUCGAGGAUUCUUAAUGAUUUUCGUUCAGAACACGGGGAUUUGAAUGUUGAAUUUAAAGACUUACAAAUCUUUGAUGAGCAUUUACUCACAGAGUUGGAUGCAGUUGGUGACUUUAGGGUUGAAGAACUGAAAUCUCAGGAAUUUCUUAACGAGGAGUCACAGUCAGAUAGCUGGUUUGUUUGCAGUGAAAAAGAUUCUGAAUUAAGAUCUGCCAAUGUUGUUGAAAUGUCUGAAAACAAACCUAUCUCUGCUAAUUUGACCAGCCCAGAUGAGAUGGAUUUAGUCUUGUUAAACCAAGAAGAACUAACAGAUUCGGGAUAUUGGUCCUCAGCAAUGGCACCUGUUGAAGAAUUGACAGUCUACAAUCCUAAGCUUAAUGUUCUUAAAUCCUAUUCUCCUGAAGAACUUGAUUCCAUUUUCCAACAAGAACUCUCUAAAGAAUCAGUAGUGGCUCCUUUUUCUGAGACAAUUACUGAAAAAUUAGUAACAGAGAGUUCUGUUGGGUUGAGAAGUUUUGAUAUGGAGGACCAAGAAAUAGAAGCAGUAAUUCAAGAAGAAGUGCUUUUAACUCUCGCCAGGCAAAAUGCUGGUGACUUGAGUUCAGCUUUGAUAAAGGAUGGAAGAGACUUUGAUAUUUCCAUCUCUCCCCAUCUUGAUUUGCAGCUUAAUGGUGACCAGUCAUCCUUGGAUGGCUGCAAAUCUGACUUAACUUUGGUUGACGCAUGUGGAUUUGAUUCUGCUGAGACACAAUUUUCUGAAAUUAAGGCCGAUCAUGUUGAAUCUGUCAUUUCUUCUACUUCCAGCUUGAUCUUGUAUCCCUCGGUGAUUUCCGAGGCUGAAACUUCACCAGAAUUUGAAAUUAAGGCUGAUAUAUCCAGCAGAGGCUUUGAGAUAGAGAAUACCGAUUCACAGUUACUAGUUCUUGAAGCCAAAUCUGUUGAAGAUAUUUACUCAGCUUUCAAAAAUGUUAAUGAAACUGUUGUCAACGAGUCUACCUCUCCUCUGCUCAAUCCCGAGCCCAUGGCGAACCAUCCAGUUGAUACUAUUGUGGAAUCUAUAUCUCCUGAGGCAGAGAAAACUUCAGGUUUACUGGUUCUUGAAGCAAAAUCCGCUGAAAAUAUAAAUUCAGCUUUCAAGCAGGCUGCUGAAGAGAGUCUCACGAAAUUCUCCUUUAGGAAUCACCCUAAUUUUGAAGUCAUGGAACCGAGUUCAACUGGUUCUGAGAAUUCGUCUGAGCUGUUUGUUCUUGAAGAAAGGUCUGCUAAAGACAUACAAUUAGCUUUCCAGCUAGUUACUGAAGAGGUUUCUUCUAUGCUUACUUCUUCUCUAAUUGAUUCGGAGCUUAGUAAGACUAAUCAAGAUCAUGAGGUAGUGGAAGAAUUACUGCUUCUUGAAGGAAAGUCUUCUGAGGAUACUGAUUCUGCUUUUGAACAAACUAAUGUGGAUCUUGAUAAGCUGACUUCUCAAGCUUAUCCCGCGUCAUUGGUGAAUCUGAUUGACAGUGAGGUUGUAAAUUUGAAGUCUUUGAAGUCUCCUGAGACUCAGAUUGAUCAAGAACUAUUGGUUCUUGAUGCAAAAUUUGUUGAGGAUAUUGAUUCUGGUUUCAAACCAUCUUCUGAAGGAGGUCUUCUGAGAUCCAAAGAUGGAUCUGCUGAAGAAACAAGCUCGACUUUGAAGCACGUUACUGAAGGAUUGUUUGAUAAGUUUUCUUCUUCAGACUAUCCUGAUGCUGCGGGAACUUCUGAGGUUCCCCAUGUGAUUUCUCAUGGAGCAGAGAAUGAUUCCGACAUUUUAUCUCUUGAAACAAAAUCUUCACAAAAUCUGAGCUCAGUUUGUGAACAUGAAAUUGAAGCAGAUCCUGUUCAGCAAAGUCUGCCUGAGUUUGAGAAUUUUCAACCGGAUCAUGAUGCUGUCAUAGAGAGACCUCUCAACGCAGUUGAUAGACUAGAAUUGUUCUCUCUCGAAUCAAAAUCUUUCGAUUCGGAAGGGGAGAGCUUUCUUGCUGCUGAUAAGCAUUUAGAGCUUAAAGUACUUGAAGAAAAAUCUACUGGCAACAUACAAUCACCAUUCUCAGUUGCCUAUGCAGGAGUUCAUGGGAGUUCCCCUUCUCUUCCAGUUGAUAUGGAGCCAAGGGAGAUUCAUCCAAGCCACGAAGUAGAGGAUAAUGUGUGUUCCGAGGCAGAGAAGAAUUCAGAGAUGUUAGUUAUCGAAGCAAAAGCUCUGGAAGAUGUACAGAUUGAACAAAGUAUAAUAGUUCCUGAAGCAAUAUCUGUUGAGCUCACCGAUCCAUCUUCGAAGACAGUGAAUCAAGAAGGUAGCAAAGGAUCUACUUUUUUAACUGAACCUCUCUCACAGAAGACUAAGUCGGAUGAUGUUUCGGAGCAGUUAGUUCAAGAAGAAAAAUCUGAGAAAGAUGUUGAUUCCACUUUUUCAGAAGUGGCUUUUAAUGAAGCAAUUACUGGGGAAAAAGGUUCCAGUGAGGAUCAAAUUAAUAGAAGAACAGAGGGAGAGGAGGCAAGCUCUGAAGAUCCUAGUUCUAGUGCUCCACUAUCAGUGAAGAUUGAGAAGAAGAAAUUUGAAAAGUCUGAUCCAAGUUCAAGCUCAAGCUCUAGCUCUAGCUCAAGUGAAUCUUACUGAUGGGAAAAUCAAAUAUUUGAUUCAAAAUAGUUUGGGUUUGUUAAUUAUAUUUGUAAGUUUUUGUUAAUUAAAUUUGUGUGUUUUCUUGCUUUUUUUUUGCUGGCUUGCAAAUUUUGUGUGUUAGUGUUGGGGGUUUUUUUGGGUGUUUUUUUUUACAUUUUUUGUGUGGCUCGAAUCUCAAUUUCUUAUGUUUUGAAGAUUGAGAUAUGUUUUAUUGUGGGAAUGAUACAAGUGUAUCUUUUUUCUUGUCACUCCUUACUCUUUAAAUCUUUGUGAAAGUU